Molecule: messenger RNA, 1621 nt
Organism: Acanthochromis polyacanthus (spiny chromis)
Lineage: Eukaryota; Metazoa; Chordata; Actinopteri; Pomacentridae
Product: immunoglobulin lambda-1 light chain-like
Exons: 6
Coding region: 305-1228 (307 amino acids)
Source: RefSeq, a predicted model, not a curated record
CAACCUGAAUGUGUUUGUGGGAACAUGAAUGUUUUGAGUCUUUGUGCAUGAUGUGAAGCAGAUUUAGUGGAUCUGCCGUCAGCUUUAAAUCCAGAGCAUGAAAGCACACAGCAGCUUGAGCUGAGCUGUCAGUCAGCAGCAGCAGCCUUAUCUGUGGGCCGCUAACAGGGGCUGAUGGGAGCUUUGAGGAGCUGUUAGAAAGCACGUGGCCUGCUCUGCUCUCACAGCUCGUCCUUGUUUGGCCUCAGCUGCAUCACAGCUCCACUUGUGCUCAGCUUCUCCAGAGGAAACACCACUGCACAAGAUGCUUCUCCUCCCAGCUGCUGCUCUGUGCUGUCUGUGUUCAGCGCUGGUUGCCAUGGCAGCACAGCUGAUUCAGGACGAUGUGACUUUGACCAGGAGAGUCGGUCAACCAGCCUCCUUCAGCUGUCGACAAACUGAUCAGUGUGAUGGCAAUUAUGUAUUCUGGUACCAGAAGACAGAAACAGAAACAUUCAGAGCGAUUCUUGAUAUUGAUAGGCGGGAUGGUAAAUUAGAUUAUCGUUACAAUCAUCCUGAGAAAGAACAUUUCUCAGCUGAGAAUAAACAGAACGGCUGUGAGUUGCAAAUUAAAGAAGUUAAACUUGAACAUUCAGCCACCUACUACUGCAGCUGUGUGAAGAGCGGGUACCUCAUCUUUGGCUCUGGAACUAAACUGUAUGUAACAGAUGAGCAGGUAGUGAAGCCCGUGGUGAGCGUGUACCCAGCAGCAUCCAGAGUCCACCUGGAGGGGAACAGCUCCCUGCUGUGUCUGGCCUCAGCCAUGUUUCCUCCUCUGGUCCGCUUCUCCUGGAAAAGACAGAAGGAGGACGGCCAGCUGGAGGAUGUGGACCCUGCUGAGGGAGAGCAGCUGGAGAUCAGAGAGCCGGGACGCAGCGCCUCCAUCUUGCUGAUCCAUCAGCAACAGGACAGCACAUAUAAAUACAGCUGCUACGUCCAGCACGAGGGGGGACCAGUGGAGGCCCAGACACAACAAGAGCUUCCAGCUCCAGCAGCCUCCUGUCCUCCAGAGAGAGAGCCAGCAGACCUGCCAGCUCUGCAGCAAGCUCACUCCUCCUUCCAGGUGAAUCUGCUCUGUCUGCUGUCCACAGUGCUGAUAGUGAAGAGUCUGGUGUUCUGCUGUGGACUCUCUCUGCUGAUGAUCCUCACAAACAAGGGACCGUCCACCAACUGCACACAUGCUGACUGACUGUUUGCUGCUGGACUUUUCUCAUCGUCACAUCUCAUCAAUACAUAAUUAAAAUGUUCAGUGACCAGAAAUGUCAGCUUUGACAUGUUGUCCUUCAUCAUAAAAUACUUCUCUUAAUUCACAUGUUGGAUCUUCAUCCUAAAGUGUAAAUUCAUAUAUUCACAUAUAUUUUCAGUGUUGGAGUUAAAAUUCUACAGGACAGUGCUCUUUUCAUAAUUGAAUCUUAUGUUACUUUAUGAAUUAUUCUGCAGAGUGCAACAGGUUUGUCAGUCAACACAAUAAAAUUACAAUGUUUAUGUUUGAGUAACAAAUUUUAAUGACUUUUAUAGCAACUGGUAACAAAUGUGAUUUUUUCACAUGGGGUUAUUUUCUUAUAAUGUGGAGUUCAGUAGU